UGGUAAGUCGUAAUUGUUCUUGAACAGCAAGCAAGCAAUUUCAGAAAUGGCGACUCUGUAACCUCAACCUCACGAAACUCAUUCAAGGGUUUUUUUCUUCUUACCUCAAUCUUCAAAAUCUUCUUUGGGAGUUUCUCUGUUAGUACCUUUUAUUUAUUUAUUCAGAUUCUGUUAUAAACCCUAGAGUUUAAUAUGAAAGAAGAAGAAAGUGGGCCGCAAAAUAGAGAGUUAUAUGCAUUGCUUCAUAUAUCUCCAGAAGCUUCUGAUGAAGAAAUUCGAAAAGCUUAUCGUCAAUGGGCUCAAAUCUAUCACCCUGAUAAAUAUCAAGCUCUUGAGAUGAAGGAAAUUGCAACAGAGAAUUUCCAACGAAUAUGUGAAGCUUAUGAAAUUUUAUCGGAUGAGACGAAAAGACAAAUAUAUGACAUAUAUGGUAUGGAAGGGAUUAAUUCUGGUCUGGAACUUGGUACUAAGCUGAACAAAGCUGAAGAGAUCAAGGAAGAACUUGAAAGACUACGUCGUCAGAAAGAACUUCAAAAGGUUGCAGCGCAUCUCCGACCUUCUGGGUCAAUUAUGGCAAAUCUGUCAUUGCCACAGUUUUUAGAGGGUGAUGGCAUUAUGAAAGGGAUGGCUAUGGCUAGUGAAGUCCAGUCUCAGAUUUCCAAAAACAAUGCUGUUGCCAUUGGUGGAAAUCUGGCGGUUAAUGGGAAUGCCGGCGGUGGUGCUGCAUCUAUUGUUUUUAGGCAUCAAAUGUCAUCAGUUUCGUCAAUAGAGUUUAUGGGGUCUAUGGGUUUGAGAGCAUUACUAGGAGUACAGACAACUCGUCAUAUAUCUGUUCACUCUACGGCAACAAUGGGUCUUGCUAUGUCUUUAAGAGAUGGUUCUGUUAAUCUCUCCAACACUUGGACUCGCCAGCUAUCUGAUACCGCUCAUGGAAAUAUACAUCUUUCAUUAGGUCCAGAGUCAUCUAUAGCUGUUGGAUGGCAGAGGAAAGAGCAGAAAAGGUCUGCUUCUGGAGAAAUCAAGCUAGGGACAGGGUCAUUUGGUGCAACGGCUAAUUACACCCACCGCUUCUCCACAAAAUCACAUGGGCGUAUCGCAGCCAGAAUCGGAAGUACGGCACUUGAACUUGAAUUGGGAGGUGGAAGAAAAAUAUCUGAAUUCAGUACCAUUCGGAUGCUGUAUACCGUAGGAAUUCAGGGGAUCUUUUGGAAGUUUGAGUUACAUCGUGGGGGACAAAAGUUGAUUGUUCCUGUAUUGCUUUCUAGGCAUUUGAACCCUAUUUUUGCCACCGGAGCAUUUGUGGUACCGACCUCACUGUAUUUUGUACUGAAGAGAUUUGUUGUGAAACCUUUUUAUCUUAAGCGCGAAAAGCAGAAGGCAUCAGAAAAUAUGGAUAAAACCCUUGUCCAGGUUCAGGAGGCUAGGACGGCUGCUAAGAAAGCUCAACAACUAUUGCAAAAUGUGGCCAAUAGGAAAAGAAGUAGACAGCUUGAAACAGGUGGACUGGUUGUUACAAAAGCACUGUAUGGCAGUCGUAAAGCUCUGAAGAACAGAAAUCAAAUAGAGGAAGUGAAAGAUGAAGUGGCUUCUCAAAUCAUUGAUGUCACUCUACCUUUAAAUUUUCUUGUGAGCGACUCGGGGAAACUAAAGCUGCACGAGGGUGUAAAGAAAUCAGGAAUUAUGGGAUUUUGUGAUCCUUGUCCAGGAGAAUCUAAGCAAUUGUAUGUGGAGUACACCUUUGAUGGUAACAACUUUGAGGUCAUUGUUGACGAUUUGGAUGAGUUGCUUAUACCCCAAGAAUCUCACAGAAUUUGAUGACAA
Molecule: messenger RNA, 1821 nt
Organism: Solanum verrucosum
Lineage: Eukaryota; Viridiplantae; Streptophyta; Magnoliopsida; Solanales; Solanaceae
Product: chaperone protein dnaJ 13
Exons: 13
Coding region: 193-1815 (540 amino acids)
Source: RefSeq, a predicted model, not a curated record